This is a messenger RNA of Schistosoma turkestanicum, 1563 nucleotides long. Lineage: Eukaryota; Metazoa; Platyhelminthes; Trematoda; Strigeidida; Schistosomatidae. The record is from the annotation of a GenBank genome assembly.
AUUCUUGCACGGUUAGCGGCUAGUUUGAACUUAGCUGCUGCCGGCCUUGAAGGUUUGGCACCCACUCAAUAUCCAGACCUAUGUCCAAGAAGAAAGGUGAUGUGCCAAAGAAGGCUGUUUUGCUUGGAAGAAUCGGUACUAAUCUGAAGUGCGGUGUAGUAGGCCUACCAAAUGUAGGGAAAUCUACAUUUUUCAACAUUCUUACUAAAAGUGCAGUCCCAGCUGAAAAUUUUCCGUUCUGCACUAUUAAUCCUAACGAAAGUCGUGUCGCAGUACCAGAUGAAAGAUUUGAUUGGCUGUGCGAAUAUCAUCAACCUGUCAGUCGAGUACCAGCAUACUUGAAUGUUGUUGAUAUCGCUGGUCUAGUCAAGGGUGCACAUGAAGGUCAAGGUUUGGGAAAUGCAUUCCUUUCACAUAUUCGUGGUGUUGAUGCAAUUUUUCACAUGUUAAGAUUGUUUGAAAAUGAAGAUAUCACUCAUAUUGAAGGUGACAUCGAUCCUGUACGUGAUUUGGAUAUCAUUGAUGAAGAGCUACGUCUUAAAGAUAUUGAAUAUGUUACUAAAGAGUGGGAGAAAUGUGAAAAAGUAGUUAUUAGAGGCAAUGAUAAAAAACAAAUGCCUGCUUAUGAAUGUCUUACAAAAGUUAAAAAUAUGUUGAUAAAUGAUAAACGAAAUGUUCGUUUCGGUGAUUGGAAUCCAACUGAAGUAGAAAUUCUGAACGAGCAUUUAUUUAUCACAUCGAAACCAGUGAUUUAUUUGGUCAAUAUGUCAGAGAAAGCAUUUUUAAAAAAGAAAAGUAAAUGGUUACCAAAAAUCAAAGAAUGGGUUGAUGAACAUGAUUCCGGUGCAGCAAUUAUUCCUUUUUCUGCUGAUCUUGAACAAAAACUCAGUGAAAUGUCACCAGAUGAAGCUAGAGAUUAUAUGAAAGAAAAUGAAUGUACCAGUAUGUUACCAAAAAUCAUUCGUGUCGGAUAUCAAACAUUACAACUACAGUAUUUUUUCACAUGCGGUAAAGAUGAAGUUAAAGCAUGGACUAUACAGAAGGGUUCAAAAGCUCCUCAAGCUGCUGGUCGAAUACAUACGGAUAUGGAAAAAGGUUUUAUCAUGGCUGAAGUUAUGUCCUAUGAAGAUUUCAAGACAGAAGGUUCUGAAGCUGCGGUCAAGGCUGCUGGCAAAUACAAGCAAAAGGGAAGGGAGUAUAUUGUUGAAGAUGGAGAUAUCAUAUUGUUUAAAUUCAAUGCUGGUGCUGGUCUUCAAGCGAAGAAAAAAUGACGUUUGUCAGGUCUUUUAGGUCUAAUUUAUUUUCAUUGACGUUAUAAAAUAAAAUGAGAUAUCACUUUGGAGUUCUGUCGACUUUUUAUCUAUAAGAGAUUUGCGUGUAUUUCUUCAAUGUUACCAAAUUGGUUUGUUAUGCAGUAUUUUUCUCGGCAUCGUUUUAUGUUCAAUAAUGAAACACAAAAUCACGGUUAAUGUGUGAAUAUAUGUUAUGCUAUCUAGAGCUCUAUGAAUAUAGCGUAGUUAGUCCCACAGUUUUCUUGAUAAAAAACGUCCGAAAGAAAGCCAA